AUGGCUUCUCAGUUCGCCAUCCUUGCCAUUGUUGCGCUUGUUGCCCUCCCGUCGGUCGCCUUGGCGACGCAGUGGACCGUUGGAGACGAUAACGGCUGGACCAUUUACUACAAUUACACGGAUUGGGCUAAGGACAAAGUGUUUCGAGUCGGAGAUAGUCUAUUGUUCAACUAUCAAGUGGGCAACCACAAUGUGUUCAAAGUGAACAUGACCGACUUCCAAGCGUGCAACAUCCCGCCGGCGUAUGAGGCCUUGGCAACUGGCCAUGAUGUCAUCCCUCUUACGGCUCCCGGGGUCAAGUGGUACAUCUGCGGGAUCGGUUAG
This is a messenger RNA of Syzygium oleosum, 324 nucleotides long. Its product is annotated as blue copper protein 1a-like. The transcript has 2 exons. Gene Ontology annotation, molecular function: electron transfer activity. NCBI's taxonomy places the organism in Eukaryota, Viridiplantae, Streptophyta, Magnoliopsida, Myrtales, Myrtaceae. The record is from RefSeq and is a predicted model, not a curated record. Gene Ontology annotation, cellular component: plasma membrane. The coding region runs from base 1 to 324 and encodes 107 amino acids.